Prorocentrum cordatum is the source of this 513-nucleotide messenger RNA. The record is from the annotation of a GenBank genome assembly. Lineage: Eukaryota; Dinophyceae; Prorocentrales; Prorocentraceae.
AUGAUGCGAGCCCCGCGUUGGGAGAGUCGCGGCGAACCUACCUGGACCGACCACGUGGUCGAACGGCCCAUCGUGCCGUCCUACUGGAGGAAACCACCGAACAUCCAGAAUUGGCAUUCGUUCAGCGUGCCCGACCUGGCCUCCCACAAGUCGAUCUCGCCGCGCAGGGCCCCUAAGCUCUCCGAGCUGCAGGACGGGUCCGCGGAGCGGUCCUCCCUGUUGCAGGAGAGAUGGCGGACACGCCGGCAAAAGAGGCCACCGCGUUCUGGCGGGGCUACGUCGCGGCGCAGGACCCGAGGCCGAGAAGCAGGGCGCCCUCUCGCUGUCGCACGCCACGAAGAGGUCGCCGAAGCCCAGCUGGAGCGGGCGCCAGUCCCUGAUGUCGCCGGCGUAGGGCGGCGGGCCGACCACGCGGGCUGGACGCACCGCUGCGGCCGCCGCCGCCCGCCGCCGCAGCGCGGCGGCUGGCCGUCGAGCGGCGCGGCGCGCGUUUUCGGCGCGAUUUCCGCCUGA